This is a messenger RNA of Cornus florida, 2538 nucleotides long. RefSeq lists its product as uncharacterized. The transcript has 14 exons. Lineage: Eukaryota; Viridiplantae; Streptophyta; Magnoliopsida; Cornales; Cornaceae. The record is from RefSeq and is a predicted model, not a curated record. The coding region runs from base 236 to 2389 and encodes 717 amino acids.
UUUCUCUUGAUUGUCGACACAGCUUCAGUCGUUUCCAUCUCCGCAAUACUCAACCACAACUUCGCCUAAUUUUCUCCUCCACAACCUCCCCUCUCUCUCUACAAGUAACCAUGUAAAACCCCUAGAUAUUUACUGCAUAUAAAGGUUCUGUCAAGUUAUUGACGGCGGUCGAGCUUCACUCAAACUCUAAACCUCCUCUUCUCUCAUUAUAUCUCUCUUCCUUUAUCGUUCAUUCAUGGCUCUUGUUGAUUUCCAGCGCUUUCUCUCCCCCUUACCCUUCUCGCCAAACCCUACCAAGUAUUUUCCAAGAAAUCGAUUCCACUCUUCUUCGUUUUCUGUCAUAGUCAAAAUGAAGGCCCGAGAGACAACAGAAUCGAGUGCCGGAAAGAAUGGCAGUGCGGCGGUUGUUUGGUUUAAGCACGACCUCAGGGUCGACGACCAUCCAGGACUUGUCGCUGUGUCGCGUUAUCGGACGGUUGUUCCUCUUUAUGUCUUCGAUCACCGGAUUCUUUCGCGCUUUUCUGAUGAAAUGCUUGAACUCGUCCUUUUUGCUGUGGAGGAUUUAAGGAAGUCUAUGAAGGACCAGGGUUCUGAUCUGAUGAUCAGGUUCGGGAAUGCAGAAAAGGUCAUAGGAGAACUUGUAAAAGAGGUGAAAGCUAUCGAUGUAUUUGCAGAAGAAGAGGUAGAGUAUGACUUGAGUAUAAUGAUGGAUCUUGUUAAAGAGACCUUAGCAACUGUUUCUUUUCCAGAGGGGAGCCCAAGAAUUGUACAAUGGACCACUCCACUAUAUGACAUUAAGAAUUUGAAUGACCUGCCAGCAUCACACCAUGACUUCAAGGAACUAAAAAUCCCUGUAAUUUCCCCAAAUUUGCCCCCAAAAUUACUUGAUUUAGAGAUGGAUUUGACCUGGGGUUCUCUACCCACACUACAUGAUUUAAAGAAAUUUAUGAAUGAAAAUCUGGGAAAAUUAGAAGAUAAUUGGUCUUCAAUCAAGGAGGCUUCAGCUGAAACCAUAUUGGGAAAAGAUGAGGUUGUGCAGCCAAAUAACCUGAUUGAAGUGUUGGGUUUAUUAAAAUCAGCAGAAAGCAAUCAAAACAAUUUGAAUUACAAGUAUGCCCGAAACAGAAGAACAGAAAAAUCUGCAUUCCCAACACAAAAAGGGAAUAUAGUUGGAGGUGGGACAAGUGCUGUAUUGAAUGCAUUGGCUGCAUAUUUGAGGUACUUGGAGGGUACCGUCCGGGAUGACUGGCAGGAGGUACAUGAAAAGUUACUCAGUGUUGAAAGUCGAGAAGGAGCUUCAUUUGGUACCCUCUUUGGUCCUGCACUUUGUCUUGGGAUCAUAUCUAGAAGAAGAGUGCAUUAUGAAGCUAUCAAGUAUGAGAAAGAACGAAAUGCUGGAUUUCUGUCUCCGUUUGGCUAUUCAGCAGCCACUGUUACUGCAGCAGUUGAUACUAUUUGCUCAAUGGAGUGGUAUUGGCUAAUGGCUUCAAAAUGUCAAUUAAUUGUUGGAGGAACAUACCCUAUUCGGUUUUGGAGAUGGAAAGGCAAUUUGAUUCAGUAUACAGUUGCUGGUCAUGAAGGGCCUGCUAUACUUCUCGUGCAUGGUUUUGGUGCUUUUUUGGAGCAUUAUCGUGACAAUAUAAAUGGUAUAGCUGAAGGUGGUAACCAAGUUUGGGCCAUCACACUUCUAGGAUUUGGCAAAUCAGAAAAGCCAAAUGUUGUGUACACUGAGCUCAUGUGGGCUGAAUUGCUCAGAGAUUUCAUCAUUGAAGUUGUGAGAGAACCAGUUCAUCUUGUUGGAAACUCACUUGGUGGAUAUUUUGUUGCUAUUGUUGCUGGUCUUUGGCCUGCUUUAGCCAAGUCUGUUGUCCUAAUUAACAGCGCUGGCAAUGUUGUCCCAGGCUAUUCUUCUGUGCUGGUCUCUAAAGAAAGGAAAAGUUCAGUGGCUGCACGGUUAGGUGCGAGACUCCUUUUGUUCUACUUGAGGUUGAUAAUCAGUAACACAGUGAAGGACUGCUACCCCAUUAAAAGGGAGAGAGCUGAUGAUUGGCUUAUUAAUGAAAUGAUAAGAGCAUCAUAUGAUCCUGGUGUGGUAGUGGUUCUGGAAAGCAUCUUUGGCUUCGAUCUUUCAAUUCCUCUCAACUAUCUUCUGAAAGGAUUUGAGAGAAAGGUUCUCGUUAUACAGGGAUUGAAAGAUCCACUCUCCGACUCCAAAUCAAAGCUGGCUAUGCUUAGGGAGCACUUCAAGGGAAUUGUAAUUAGAGAAUUAGAUGCCGGCCAUUGCCCUCAUGAUGAGCGGCCGGAAGAAGUGAAUUCAAUCAUCCAGGAAUGGGUAGUGACCGUGGAAAAGAAAAUUCUUUGUGUUGAGAAAUUGUUAGAAAGCAAGUAGGAUCAAUUCUUUUAUUUGCCUUGAAAAGACCACCUACGAUCUCCCCGAAGUGUACACAAUUUAAGAUUUUUGAAUUCUAACUAGGAUCUGAAUGCGAAGGCCCCACGUUCAGAUAGAUCAAUGUGAAUAUCUGAUUCUUUUGUUAAAUA